Messenger RNA from Brienomyrus brachyistius, 2565 nucleotides. It is a transcript of the gene rpn1, whose product is annotated as ribophorin I. The coding region runs from base 196 to 2001 and encodes 601 amino acids. The record is from RefSeq and is a predicted model, not a curated record. Gene Ontology annotation, cellular component: membrane; oligosaccharyltransferase complex. Lineage: Eukaryota; Metazoa; Chordata; Actinopteri; Osteoglossiformes; Mormyridae. The transcript has 10 exons.
CUCUCGCUGGUUUGCGCCCCUCUGCGUCAGCAGGAAUGAAUGAAGCGUCAUCGCUCCGGCUGCGUCCGGCACAAUUCUACUCAAUACGUGCAGUCUUCUCUAAAACUCAUUUAUAAAUAAUUAAAUAUUAACGGAUCGCGAUCGCUACUGCAGCUAAUUUUUUUGAAAACGUCAAGCUUUGUUUGCAGCAUCAGAAUGUGGGGCUGGCUUAAGGCUUUGUUGCGUCUUCUGUGCUUUUUGUCGCUGUUCUGCUGCACAGUGAGAGCUGAAGUCUCUCUUGUAAACGACGAGGUGAAGCGUACAGUGGACCUGAGCACACACCUAGCUAAAAUCAGCACCGAAGUGCUACUGUCCAACCAGGGAAGCUCCGCAGCGCACAGCUUUAUAGUGGCACUUGAGGCCGAUCUGGCCCCUCAUCUCGCCUACGUCGGAGUGUCUGUGAACGACGAAGAAGAAAAGGACAGACCUUUGGAGCUUAAGGAGGUCAGAGUCAAAGGCCAGAGUGGAGUAUUUUUUGAGGUGCAGUUGCCAUCUCCACUGGCAGGGGGCAGUAAGCUGCAGCUACAGGUAGAAACAGUGCUGAGCCAUGUGCUCCGGCCAUUUCCGUUGCACAUCACCCAGGCUGAGCGGCAGCUGGUGGUCUUCCAGGCCAACCAUUACCUGUACUCCCCCUACCCCACCACUACCCAAACCACACGUGUUCGGCUCGCCUCCAAAAAUGUGGAAAGCUACACCAAGCUGGGAAACCCCACCAAGAGUGAUGAGAAUAUUGAGUACGGCCCCUUCCACGAUGUUCCUCCUUACAGCCAGGACGCCAUGAAAAUCCACUAUGAGAACAACUCCCCUUUCCUUACCAUCAGUAGCAUCACCCGUACCAUCGAGGUGUCUCAUUGGGGUAAUAUUGCAGUGGAAGAGACCAUUGACUUGCGGCAUACGGGGGCCUUCCUAAAGGGACCUUUCUCACGCUAUGACUAUCAGCGGCAAUCUGACAGUGGCAUCUCUUCUGUUAAAUCCUUCAAGACCAUCCUCCCUGCUUCUGCUCAGGACGUGUACUACCGGGAUGAGAUAGGCAACAUCUCCACCUCCCACCUCUUGGUUCUGGAAGAUUCUGUGGAGGUGGAGGUGCGGCCUCGCUUCCCACUUUUUGGUGGCUGGAAGACCCAUUACAUCAUCGGCUACAACUUGCCCAGCUACGAGUAUCUCUACACACUGGGUGAUCAGUACGCUCUGAAGAUGCGCCUGGUGGACCACGUUUACGAUGACCAGGUUAUCGACCACCUCACAGUUAAGAUCAUCCUUCCUGAGGGGGCGAGGAACAUUCACUUAGACACCCCUUACCCCAUUGACCGCCUGCCCGACCAGCUGCAUUACACUUACCUGGACACCUUUGGCCGCCCCGUGCUGGUGGCCACCAAGAAAAACCUGGUUGAGCAGCACAUCCAGGACGUGGUGAUUCACUACACCUUCAAUAAGAUCCUGAUGCUGCAGGAACCUCUUCUGGUAGUUGGGGCUUUCUACAUCAUGUUCUUCACCGUCAUCAUUUAUGUUCGACUAGACUUCUCCAUCACCAAGGAUCCUGCUGCUGAGGUUCGCAUGAAGGUGGCCUCCAUCACGGAGCAGGUGCUCACGCUAGUCAACAAGCGGCUGGGCCUGUACCGUCACCUGGACGAGGCUGUGAACCGUUACAAGCAGUCACGUGACACGGGCGCGCUGAAUAGCGCCCGCAAAGCCAUGGAGGCAGAACACCGCUCCUUGACCACUGAUGUUGGAGCUUUACAGGGACGCCUCAAGGCUGAGGGCUCUGACCUGGCAGAAAAGGUGGGUGAGGUGCAGAAACUGGAUGGCCAGGUGAAGGAGCUGGUCUGCCGCUCCUGUCAGGAGGCAGAACGUCUGGUGGCCGGUAAAGUGAAGAAGGAGGCGUACAUCGAGAGUGAGAAGACCCUGGCCGGCAAGAGGCAGGAGCUGGUCACCCGCAUUGACAGCCUGCUGGACGCCCUGUGAACAGGCAGACAUGCAUACACUUGUACCCCUCUCGUGCACACUUACCCACCUUGAUGGUUAAUAUCCCACGGGCAUACGUAUGUAGUGAUCUCGUACCGGCACUUAGCAGGGAGCCUCUCAGUUCAUGUCACCCGGACUUUCGGGUGUCAGGAAAUAUUAAAUCAAUUAGGAGAUUUUUUUCAUCAUUUUUAGCAUCUUUGUCAGUUCCUGGGUUUACAAUGUAAUUGCAUCUUUUAUGGCCCCUCCCCAGUAAGGGGACGAUUAACCGGGCAAGUGCCGUAUGAGUGAGCUCACACUCUCCAGAUCCCGCCGCUUCAUGUUAGCUCUGCUAUCUUUGCUUUGAGCAUUUCAGAUCUAAGCCUGGACUGCAGUCCGUUCCUCCCCAGGAACUGCAGUUUUUUUAUACACUUUUAAUUUCCCUUUGUUAAAUGACAUGAUUUCUAUAGUGUGGGAGUUGUACGUGCAUGUGAUGUUUGGGGGUGUUUAUAGUGGUCAGAAGGAAUUGGAUUUAAUUUCAACCUACAAGUGAAAGUGUGAAAUUUGAAAUAAAAAAAAUUAAAGAUC